Molecule: messenger RNA, 2063 nt
Organism: Dunckerocampus dactyliophorus (ringed pipefish)
Lineage: Eukaryota; Metazoa; Chordata; Actinopteri; Syngnathiformes; Syngnathidae
Gene: rbpms2a
Product: RNA binding protein, mRNA processing factor 2a
Exons: 8
Coding region: 411-1025 (204 amino acids)
Biological process (GO): negative regulation of smooth muscle cell differentiation
Molecular function (GO): protein homodimerization activity; mRNA binding
Source: RefSeq, a predicted model, not a curated record
AUAAUUGAUGACCUAAUUGAGGAGUGGGAGGAGAUGAAGAGGAGGAGGAGAAAAGUUAACUUGUUCCUCCUGCUCACAGUCCCACAGCUGAGGGCAUUGAUGUGAUCGCAGAGGUUUCCAGCUUUUUACUUUCACUUCUUUCCCCCCAUCUUUCACCCUCACACACGGAGCACAAAUCCACCUUCUCACCUUAGCUGCGUUUCCUUUUUCUCUCACCCCUUUCCCUCCCCUUUUUGGGAACAUUUACUCUAUCGAAGCACCAUUCUCUUCUGAAAAUAACUUCACUGCCUCACUUCGCCACCUCAAGUUGAACGACCUUCACCGGACUGUCACCGCAGCCGCAGCCCACUUUGGGGCACUCUCACCCGGCCAGCACGCGCGGCAGCAGCAGCAAUAGAAGCAUCUUCAACAUGAGCCUCAAAACGGACGCGGAGCCCAACAACAACGUCUCCAUGGAGGAGGAGGUACGAACGCUGUUCGUCAGUGGCCUCCCAGUCGAUAUCAAACCACGGGAGCUGUACCUUCUCUUCAGGCCAUUUAAGGGUUAUGAAGGGUCACUGAUUAAGUUAACAUCAAAACAGCCUGUUGGGUUUGUAACCUUUGACAGCCGAUCUGGAGCUGAAGCUGCAAAAAAUGCUCUAAAUGGCAUCCGUUUUGACCCCGAAAGCCCCCAGACCCUGCGCUUAGAGUUUGCUAAAGCCAACACGAAGAUGGCAAAGAGUAAGCUGAUGGCCACACCGAACCCCACAAAUAUCCACCCCGCUCUAGGAGCACACUUCAUUGCACGGGACCCAUAUGACCUGACAGGGGCAGCACUGAUCCCGGCCUCUCCGGAUGCGUGGACCCCUUAUCCACUCUACACAACCGAGCUGACCCCCGGCCUCCCUCAUGCGGCCUUCACUUACCCGGCGGCGGCAGCCGCUGCCGCAGCCCUCCACGCCCAGGUGAGGGACCAACCGAUGCGCUGGUACCCUACUCCUUCUGAGACUUCCCAGCCCGGAUGGAAGUCCCGGCAGUUUUGUUAGAUAUUUAGCCUCUGGAAACCACACCUUUGUCCAGUUGAAGUGAGGUUUGCCAAGCUAUUAAUUUAAUCAGGUUUAUUUAAUGGACAAAUGUGCAUUAGAAACAGUAUUUAUAUCUCCUCCCAAUUGUGUCUGGGGGGGGGGGGGGGGGAGUUAAACCAUCUUUGCUGUCGACAAUCACCCAUGUGCUACUAUUGUGGUACCAUCUCAGCACUUGAUAGAAACUUGUGUUAGACUUGUCAAAGCUCCAUGGACCAUCGUUUAUGAGGAAAAUGAACACCUUGAAGUUAUUGUAAAGCUAGUCUCUGUGGCUUACCACUGGCCCGGAAGGUUUAGAUGCGUGAGUCGUUGCAUGUUAAGUCUUUCUGGCAUGAAUUUAGAACAGAGUUCUGUUUAUCCUGUUUUUGUUUUGUUUUUUUGUUAGUGUUUGUGUUGCCUCUUUCCUUUUUUGGUCUAGACAGCGAAAUGUUUUGUUUUUCCCCUGUAGCUCCUUGGUCUUACCUCCUGUCAAAGCGUUGUCUCGCAUGGACCUUGUGUAGGCAUCCCCACGUUCAUGACGACCCCAGUCCCUACGCUCUCAUCAGUGUCAUUAUUUCAGCAAAAUAAAGUACAAGUAUUUUUGUACUUUUUGCGUAAUGUUGUAUAUUUAUGCAUUUUUGUGCAACUAAAUGAACAUGUAUAAGUUGGAUGUUUAGUCGUCUGUUGUAUUUUGGUGUUAAGUUUUGAUCCUAUAAUCCUGUUUAAAUAGUUUUAGAGGAAGAAAAGUGCAAUUUGUUUAAAUGGGAAGUGGGUGUCUGUCAAAAUAUUCAGAACGUGGCGUGUGCCAUUCUGCUAAAAUGAGAUUGCUGUAAAACGAUCUUUCAGAAUGUGAAACUGGACUACAAACGUAAAGGGUUGCUUUUUGGGUGCCAUUUUGAAAUGGGGAUGCAGGAUUCGAGUGAGGAAUUUAGUUUGUGGUUUAGAAACAAGUUUGUCUUCGUAUCUGCUGUGCAUAAGAUGUAAACAAAAAAUCCCAUCUUAUGAAUAAAAGAAGUGAAUGCA